Molecule: messenger RNA, 1590 nt
Organism: Blastocystis hominis
Lineage: Eukaryota; Bigyra; Opalinata; Blastocystidae
Exons: 7
Coding region: 1-1575 (524 amino acids)
Biological process (GO): lipid metabolic process
Source: RefSeq, a predicted model, not a curated record
AUGUUCCGGUACAUCGAGCAGCGCGCGAUCGACCUUUCCAUCAAGCGUCCGCGCGUGAUAUCCACGCUCCCCGCGGGAACGUCCUUAACGCCACGUGGAGAACAUCGCGAUCCUCGCGGGGACGCAGAACACGGCUUCGCUGACGCAGUUUUCGCGCCUUCUUUACGCGGCGCUGCACGCGAUCCAGCCCGCGGCGCUGAUCACUUCGGCCGACCGCCAUCGCGUGAGCACGCUGGCCUCACAGGAGGGCGUGCAGCAGACGGUGCUGGUGGGAGACAGCUUUGCCGCGGGGUGGAACGAGAAGUGCCUGGACGUGGUAGGAACCGCGGGGAGGCGUGCGAAGCAGAGCGACGCGGUGCUGCUGGUGGUGAACAUUACGAGCUGCUGAGCGCGCAGCUGUGCGGGAUUCGCCGCGAGAUCGUGUUUCUGCGGGAGAGCGAAGACGAGGUGAGCGAGGCGUUCUACGAGCGGAAGAUCGAGGAGUGGAAGCAGGUCUUAGUCAAGCUGGCGCCGCAGAAGGUGCACCACGUCGUCAUUCACCGCGAUUCUCCGCGCAUCGACCUCAGCACCAACCGCAGCGACGUGCGGCGCCUCGCUCGCAUUCUCACCGACACCGCCGUCGGCCUCGUGCUCAGCGGAGGCGGUGCCCGCGGUUAUGCGCACGUGGGCGUGCUGCGCGCGAUGGAGGAGCUCGCCAUCCCCGCGGAUUUCAUCGGAGGCACCUCCAUGGGCGCUUUCGUGGGCGGGAUUGCGAGCGGGAACCGCGGGGAUUACUAUCUGACGAGGAAACGGGCGAAGCAGGGUGCCGCCACUUUGGCGUCGCUGGCGGCGCAGCUGUGCGAUGUAACGCUGCCGGUGCUGAGUCUGACUCGGGGAAAUCUGAUUAAUAAGGUGGUGAAGGAUGCGGUGGGAAGUCGGCUGAUCGAGAAUUCGGUGAUUCCGUACUUUUGCGUUUGUAGCGAUAUUACGAAUUGUCGAGAGCUGAUUGCGAAGGAUGGACCCAUGUGGAGAUUCGUGCGAGGAUCGAUGAGUUUGUUAAGUGUAUUUCCGCCCAUCGGUGAUGGAACGCUGCCACAGCCGAACAUGCUGGUGGAUGGCGGGUAUUGCAACAACGUGCCCUCCGAUGUUAUGCAAUCGCUCUACCACCCGAAGGCGAUCAUUACGGUGAAUGUCGAGGGCUAUCCGGAAGAUGACCAUUUCCAAAUCCAGGACACGCAGUCCGGGUGGAGUCUCUUCUUCAAAUCUCUAUUCCCGAGGCUGUUCGGAGAGCAAAUCAGCAAAUCCAAUAUCCAGCAGAAACUAUUAUACACAUGGAGCGAAAACAGAAGAGCCGAUAAUUUACUGGAGAAUUCGGACGUUGUGAUCCGCCCGCCUCUCCACGAUGUCCACCUCGCAGAUAACACACGCUACGACGAAAUUGAGGAUCGAGGUUACAACGAAGCAAAGCAGCGGCUUACGGAGUGGCUCCGACUCAUUCCAGAGCAAUCCACCUUGCACAAUGCACUCUUCGCAGUACCCAAGUAUCCUUUUACGGAUCGGCACGGCUCUCUCGCCCGUGCAUCUUCGUUCCAUUGAUUUAGUAAUUCCUUA